This is a messenger RNA of Pedinophyceae sp. YPF-701, 1488 nucleotides long. Lineage: Eukaryota; Viridiplantae; Chlorophyta; Pedinophyceae. The record is from the annotation of a GenBank genome assembly.
AUGGCACCGCCCCGGGCGGCGGUGAAGUCCGCCAAGUCCAAGGCCAGCUUCGCCCCCGCGGCGGAGGCGCGGCCGCCCACGUCGGGCGUGAAGAAGCACAUGGUGCAGCUGGACGCCGAGGAGGACCGCGCGAACAUCGACGACGUCAACGCGAAGCUCGACGGCAUGCGGGAAGCCCUGGAGGUCUUCCUGGCGUGGAAGGACGACGUUCUGCGCAACGUGCACCUCGAGCCGCACACCAUGAUGAGCCUCGUGCUCGUUUCGUCGCGCAUCUACCUGGCCUUCCACGAACUCGAGCGCGCGUCUCUGACGGUCGCGCACACCCUCGAGCGCGGCAUCGAGCAGGGGAAGAACCAAGAACUCUGGUUCGCAGGUCCCGCGACCGAGGUCGACACCUCUGGCCCGGUGAACCAGGCGCUGGUGUGGUGGCUCCGCUUCGCCGCGAAGCUGCGCAUUCGCCAGGGCGCGUCGGAGAAGAUCAAGCGCAUGGGCGAGCUGUCCCGGAAAGUCGACGUCCUCGAGUACGAGAACCGAGCACUGGAAAGCGAGCUCAACGUGUUCCGGGCGCCGGAACGGCUCGCGAACGAGGGCACGCUGGUAGUCCAGGAGGCGAAGAAGGCUUCGCACGGCCACUCGGGCGGGAAGGGGGCGUAUUGGGAGCAGCCAGACCUGCAGGAGAUUGCCGCGCUGUUGGACGAGCUGGACGGGCUGGGGAGCGCGGAGGACGCCGGGCGCGACAUACGGCGGCGGGGGAAGAGCAUGUCGACGGGCGGGCGGCGGCGGAGCCGCGCGGUCUCGCUCGCGAUGGGCGGCGGUGCGGAGGGAGCGGAGCGGUCGCGGCGCGGGAGCGUCGCGGGGGCAGCGAGCCUCCCGGACGCCGGGGACGGGUCCGACGACGGCACGCUCGUGCCGGCGAUGUCAAUGGACGACCCGGAGGCGUUCGAGGAGGGGCAGGAGGCGGAUAUCACGAGGAAGAAGAGCCUGAGGAAGCCGAAGAGUUCCCAGGCCAGGCGCGGGCGGCGCGUGACGCUGCAGGCGGCCCCGGAGGUGUUCGAGGGCGCGCCGGCGUCGGCGGGGGGUCUCGGGAGCGACGCGGAGGGCGCGGCGAGCGUCCGGCCGUCGCUGGACCCGUCCGUGAUCGAGCCACCCCCGCUCGAGGAGUCGCCAAAGCCGAAACCUCGAUUGCCGUCGCCGCGGUGCAUCUCCGAGUACAGCUUCAAGCCGGGGACGCUCCAGGCCAUGAAUUACUGCACGUACGACUCGCUGCUCGAGCUCAGCGCCAAGGCCGACGAGGAGCACGAGGCCCGCAGCUCGACGGACUCGGAGCACAGCGGGCCGCAGGACCCCCCCCCGCGCAGCAAAGCAUGGGGGGCGUGCUGGCCGGGAUCGGCGCCGGGCUGGCGUCCAAGGCGCGGGAGUCGGGGCACGGCGGCGGGUGGGCGGCGCCGCCGGAGAAGGACCCGGGCGACCUUGCGCGGCCGGAGCUGA